Molecule: messenger RNA, 717 nt
Organism: Rhizopus microsporus ATCC 52813
Lineage: Eukaryota; Fungi; Mucoromycota; Mucoromycetes; Mucorales; Rhizopodaceae
Product: HAD-like protein
Exons: 1
Coding region: 1-717 (238 amino acids)
Molecular function (GO): phosphoprotein phosphatase activity
Source: RefSeq, a predicted model, not a curated record
AUGUCAUUGAAACAGAUCUUACAGCCAAGUCAACAUUAUUUAGAAAUUGCAAAACAGGCAUCCAUUACUUUGAAAGAACCAAGAAAGCAACUGCUCAUUUUGGAUCUCAACGGAACACUUGUGUCAAGAGUGAAAGGAGGUGGAUCUAUGUUUGUUCGACCGUUUAGUGAUUUGUUCUUUGACUACAUCUUUGAUCAUUUCACAGUGAUGGUGUGGAGUUCAGCACAACCUCAUUCAGUUAAUUUCAUGUGUCGAAUGUUUGGAUCUCAUCAGUCUAAACUUGCUCUCGUCUGGGAUCGUACCUCAUUCGGUUUAAGUAUAGAAGAGUACAGUAAGAAGACAGCGACGAUAAAGGAUUUGAGUAAAGUGUGGCAGAGAUUAGAAGGAUUUGAUGCGACAAAUACGAUCUUACUUGAUGACUCAAGCAGCAAGGCAGUCCUUCAGCCAUUCAAUGUGAUUCAUCCAACAGAGUUUGUUCAUGGCUCAAGUAGCUUCCGUUCAAGCGGAGAGUGUGAAUUGAUACAGAUUAUUGAUUAUUUAAAAGUGUUGAGAUAUCAAAGUAAUGUUGCUAAUUACAUCAUGAAUCAUCCUUUCAAGUCUAUUUUCAAUCAUCAGCUUAAUUCGUUUAAAGUGCUUCAUUUUAUAAAAUCAGAACAAGAUGGACGUGAAGUAGAUUUCAAUUAUAUAAAGCCAGCCAAUCAACAUAUCAGAUUUUAA